CUUCUUGACAACGACUGGGGAUGACCCGUCUCCCUCCUUAUCGGUAGAUAAAGAUGGAUUCGCCAGAAAACCCGUCCGGUCAGGUAGUCGGUGUGGAGCAGGAUGCUACACCGACCCCCAUGGAUGUGGACACCGCGGUUUUGCUGCUGGGAGCGGGAGUAACGGCCAUCACACACCCGCUGCUAUAUGUGAAGCUGCUAAUACAGGUGGGACAUGAACCUCUUCCCCCAACUGUGGGAACAACCAUGUUCGGACGAAGAGUCUUAUACCUGCCUGGCUUCUUCUCCUAUGCACAGCACAUUGUGAAAGUGGAUGGAAGAAGAGGGCUCUUCCGCGGCCUCUCACCUCGAAUCGUGUCCAGUACCAUCUCCACUGUUGUCAGGAGCAAAGUUAAACAGUUCUUUAUUCAGCAGGUGGAGGUUUUCUCCAAGAGAGAUGACCUGCAGACUUCACUCAGGAAAGUCGUCAGAGAGACCUCACAUGAGAUGAUCAUCCAGUGCCUGUCCAGAGUAGCCACUCAUCCUUUUCAUGUGAUGUCAGUGCGGUGUAUGGCCCAGUUUGUUGGCAGGGAGCUCAAGUAUGGGGGGAUUUUCAGCUGCAUUGUCAAGAUUUUUAAGGAGGAGGGACUUGCUGGAUUCUAUGUUGUUUUGUGUGUUUGCAGUGGUCUCGUACCUCAUGUGGUGGGAGAGGUCCUCUUUCUGUGGUGUUGUAACCUCCUGGCCCACUUUAUUAACACCUACGCUGUGGACGAAAAUUUCAGUCAGGCCUCAGCAGUAAGAAGCUACACUAAGUUUGUGAUGGGUAUUGCAGUGAGUGUUUUGACAUAUCCAUUCAUGCUUGUGGCUGAUCUCAUGGCAGUCAACAACUGUGGCUUGGCUGCAGGUCUUCCUCCUCACUCUCCCAUCUUCAAGUCAUGGCUGCACUGCUGGAAUCACCUGAGCCACAAAGGUUACCUCUUCAGAGGAUCCAGCUUCUUUUUCCGUCGGGUGCCUGUGACCUCCCAGCCCUGCAUUGAGGACUGACAUCAUUUUCAUCAUCCUCCUCAUCCUGCUCCCAAACAUUUUCCAAAGACACCCUCCUGCCUGUCAGCCUCUGCUGCUGUCCGCUACACAGAGACUCAGCUGACAGAGUGCCAAUGAACUUUUCCCUCCAGGAGCUUUAGUGGAGUUCACCACAGAGGUGUCUCUCUCACAAUGGAUUCAUUCAGCUGUUUGAAUCAAUUCAGCAACUACAGCAUGGUUUUGUUCUUGACUGCAGUGACCAGAUGUUGGGAAUGUGCUCCAACUCUGAUUCAUGGCUACUUCUCUGUAGCAACAGCUGCUGAGGCUCAUGGGUACUGCAGUCAUUAAUGCUGUCACACAAACCAAACAUUUACAGCUGAUGGCCAUGACUCAUAUAUUGCUGUAUUCUGUGUCUGCGUUGAAGGGCAUUAAGUUUAACCCUUAAAGGACCAAUUCACCAAUUCACUUCUAAUCCCUUAAAGUUAACAUGACAGCUAACCAUGAGGCAAAACAUGUUCUGUGUUUUGCAAGCAUUAAUGUUUUUUUAUUGAGCAAGCCAGGCAGCCAUAGAUAGCAGGGCAGAGUUUUUAAAUCAGUCAGCACUGAAGCUGCAUGACUAUGCAAAAAUAAUGUCCCAUUGACAAAAGUUAAUACAGGCUUGAUGUCCACUGGGUUGGAUCACACAUGUGAAGAGUGUUUCACAAGAAGUCAUACAUGAAGUACACGUCAUUUGUAAUUAGGAGCUACAAUUUGCGUACAGUGUAAGUACACACUGGUAUUGUUCUUUUGAAGUGAGAUGAUGUAACUUUUGCUAAGUCAUGGCCACAAAUGUUGUUGUUGUUCUUAAUUUUUCAAGGUAGUUGUUUGAAAGACAUCAUUAUGAGGAGACGUGUCAAACUAGGGACAUCAGAGGUCCUUUUUAUCAAGCUAACUUUGGCCCCACAAGGAAACUCCCAGCUGGGAGCGCUUUGGAGGCACAGCGAUUUUUCAGCUGAGAUGUUUUGGUUGCAUCUGGUUGCUAGGUUUUUGAAAAUCUGUGGAAGUAAAAAUGUCAGCACAAGGUAGAGUACUUACUCUGGAUGAAGGGAAGGCUACAUCUACAGGGAGAGAGGACAGAGAUGCUGGUCUUUGAGAAGAAACAU
Epinephelus lanceolatus (giant grouper) is the source of this 2143-nucleotide messenger RNA. The record is from RefSeq and is a predicted model, not a curated record. Lineage: Eukaryota; Metazoa; Chordata; Actinopteri; Perciformes; Serranidae.